This is a messenger RNA of Cinclus cinclus, 2495 nucleotides long. It is a transcript of the gene DCAF12, whose product is annotated as DDB1 and CUL4 associated factor 12. Gene Ontology annotation, cellular component: Cul4-RING E3 ubiquitin ligase complex. The record is from RefSeq and is a predicted model, not a curated record. Bases 100 to 1467 code for a protein of 455 amino acids. Gene Ontology annotation, molecular function: protein binding. The transcript has 9 exons. Lineage: Eukaryota; Metazoa; Chordata; Aves; Passeriformes; Cinclidae.
GACAGAGCUCGGGCCCGGUCCGGCUCCAUAUGCCCCGAAUCGCCCCAUCUCGCUCCAUGUGGGGCCGCUCCUUGUCCACAUCCUCCUCAUCCUUCUACUAUGGCCCGGAAAACAGUUAGCAGGAAGCGGAAGGCGGCGGCUGCCGCCGCGGGGACCGGGGGACUCCAGGGGGAGCAGUACGGUUGGGAUCACUCGGUGCACAAAAGGAAAAGGCUCCCGCCGGUGAAAAGGUCUCUGGUGUACUACGUGAAGGGGAGAGAGGUCCGGAUGCAGAAUGAGUCCAGCUACCACCGCUUGUUGCAUGGAUACGCAGCCCAGCAGCUUCCCAGCCUCCUGAAGGAGAGGGAAUUUCACCUCGGAACACUCAAUAAAGUGUUUGCCUCCCAGUGGCUAAACCACCGACAAGUGGUGUGUGGGACAAAAUGCAACACGUUAUUUGUAGUAGAUGUCCAGACUGGUCAAAUUACCAAGAUUCCUAUCCUGAAGGAUCGUGAACCUGGCAUGGUGAACCAGCAGGGAUGUGGCAUUCAUGCCAUUGAGAUCAACCCCUCGAGGACCCUCCUGGCCACAGGUGGAGACAACCCCAACAGUCUUGCAAUUUAUCGCCUGCCUACACUUGAUCCUGUCUGUGUGGGAGAUGAUGGACACAAGGAUUGGAUAUUUUCAAUUGCGUGGAUCAGUGAUACUAUGGCUGUUUCUGGUUCCCGGGAUGGUUCGAUGGGUCUCUGGGAAGUCACAGAGGAUGUGUUGUCCAAAAGUGAUGCCAGACAUAAUCUCUCUCAAGUUCCUGUCUAUGCCCACAUAACACACAGUGCUCUGAAGGAUAUUCCCAAGGAGAACACCAAUCCUGAUAAUUGCAAAGUCCGAGCAUUGGCUUUCAACAAUAAGAACAAGGAGCUGGGAGCUGUGUCCCUGGAUGGAUAUUUUCAUCUUUGGAAAGCAGAGCACACUCUAUCAAAGUUACUUUCCACGAAGUUGCCAUACUGCAGGGAGAAUGUGUGUUUGGCGUAUGGUCAGGAGUGGUCAGUGUAUGCUGUAGGAUCGCAGGCACAUGUCUCCUUUCUGGAUCCGAGGCAGCCUUCUCACAAUGUUAAAUCCGUCUGUUCCAAAGAACGAGGCAGUGGUAUCCGCUCAGUGAGCUUCUAUGAGCAUAUCAUCACUGUGGGAACAGGGCAAGGGUCCUUGUUGUUUUAUGAUAUCAAAGCCCAGAGGUUCCUGGAAGAAAAGCCCUCCCGUGCCUGCUAUGGACAGAAGCAGAAAUUAGGAGGAAGUGAAAUUUUGAAAUUGACAACUGGGAAAGGCUGGCUGAACCACGAUGAAACCUGGAGGAAUUAUUUUUCUGAUAUAAAUUACUUCCCAAAUGCUGUUUACACCCACUGCUACGACUCGUCUGGAACGAAACUCUUUGUGGCAGGAGGCCCUCUUCCAUCAGGACUUCAUGGGAAUUAUGCUGGUCUCUGGAGCUAAUGAUAACUCUUCAUUCUGAUGCUGAUCUUUACACAGAUUUCCACUUUUCCUUUUUUAACAAAAGAAUUGUGUGAUGCCAUUGAUUCCUGGUUUAAAUGCAAGUUAUUUUUUGGCAGAGUUUUCUGUUGGUCUUCAACAGUUUUAUACAUCUUUUUGAACUAGUUUUUUGAUUUAACUUCCUUGAUCCUUUAUCUGGAGGGGUUUUGAAGUCCUUUUCUAUUGUUUUUACUCCAAGUGAUUCUUCCCUCCAUUAAGGCUGUCUUGGCCAUAUGCCCCCUCCUCUACUUUUCUGUAAGGUAGAAUUUCUUUCUUAUAGAGUGGUUGCUCCUGAACUUUCUGUGAAAGUCUUGGGGCUGCAUGUGUGCAGGUACUUUGUGUCAGUUACAUUACCUGGAGCGAGGACUACUUGUAAUUAAAAAUGAUUAAAAAUAUUUAUAAGAUAUAAGCUACUACUUUAUCUGCAGAGCCUGGCCCUGGCCUGGGUUGAUGGUAUUUUUUAAAAGUACAAGUCUAAUGACACUGUUUAUACGUAGAGGGAUAUGGUAAUUUUAAGCUGUACUCACUGGAGCCCAGGAACGGAUUCCGUAGGGGUAUUGCCCAUCAAAUCCAAAGUGCGAGAGUCUUUAAAAGUGCAUUUGUGUUCAAGUGGUAGUUUUCAGCAGUGCUAAGAGCAAAAAUUGAUCUGUUUCUUCACUGCCCAUCCCAGGUAUCAGCUUGCACAACUGGAGUUUGUAUAGGCUGUUCUGCAGUGUGGCUGUUGCAGAGUGACAUUACAUUGAGGACUGCAGAGGUGCUAAGAGGAAAUGGGGGGUAGUUAUUCAAAAUGAACUAAAUCUGUCUGUUCUCCAGAUGCAAUAUGGUUUCCAAGUAUGCUGUUAGGGUAGCUUAUAAGCUCUUCAUAAACUUCGUAAAACCUAGGAUCUUUUUUAUCCCAGAUUGUGGAAUUUUUUUUCCCCUUUUUGCUGUUCUGGUUGGCCAUCUGCUCAAAUGAACCAGUGGAAUAAAUAAACUAUUUUUUUUUUCUCCAA